AUUCACAGUCGUCUCCAUGUUCACAUUUCCAAAUCACAACAAACUAAUAAAAACUCCCACAAAAUCCUUCCAUUUCCACUCUCCAAUGGCGUGCUGUUGAUUUUCAAAUCCCUUCGCCGUCCUUCACCCCCAUCUUUUGACCUCUCUCCAAUUCUUAUCGUUUUCUCAAUCUCCACUUCUCUCGGAGAAAUUUCUCACAUAUCAAUACUCUAUUUAAACUUAUCAAUCUCUUCGUUCUCAGUUUCCUGUUUGUUAAAUCCAUUAAUCGUUUCCGUUUUCUUCUUCUUCUUCUUCUUCUUCUUCUUCUUCUUCUUUUUUUUUACUCCAUGUGUUGUUCUUAAUCUCUACGUGUUUAAUCGAUUCAUACCUGGUUGGAUGAUUCGUUUCUUCUUCAAUUGGAAUCGCUAUGUCGAACAUUCCGACUUCGCUUUCUGAAAUCUGCCUCACUUUCUUCCGCCUCACCAUGUCCACCGCUGAUCCUUGGCCCUUUUCCUAAUCUUUACACCGCCGCUAAUCGUUUUCCUUUCGCCUCUCUUCUUUUCUUCCGUUUUCCCUCGUUUUUCUCCCUACGAUGAGACGAAUCAGAGGAUUCAAACUCGGCAAACACAUCCGUCGGAUUUCCAACUGGAUUCUCCACAGACGGCGCCGGAACCGGUCUGGAUACUCUUUGUUGAGCUCCCCACGCUCAACCAAGCCGAUUGCAAAGCUGUUACGCUGGGGAAGGCGAUUGACGGACGGAGCGAAAUCGAUCUGUUCGAGUAGAAGGAGAUUGAGUUAUGUCCCGUUAGAUCGUGAUUCGGAGGAGAAAAAAUCUGCGGCGGUUCCUAAAGGUCAUUUGGCUGUAUACGUUGGACAAAACGAUGGUGAGUUCCACCGCGUUCUUGUGCCAGUGAUUUACUUUAAUCAUCCUCUGUUUGGGGAGCUUCUGAGAGAAGCGGAGGAGGAGUACGGAUUCCAACAUCAAGGUGGAAUCACGAUUCCUUGUCCGUACGCGGAGUUCGAGAAUGUUCAGUCGAGAAUUAAGUCGGGUUGUACUCGCCGGAAAGCGCCAUGGAAGAAGCUUGGGUGUUAUGGAGAUUGAUUUGACGAUGACGAAGACAUUUCGAAAUUCUCGAGGAUAGUGAAGGCUUAGACUUUUUCUCCCUCAUUUAUUAGGUAGAUUUUUUAUUUUUAAAAUUUUAAUAAAUUAUGUGGUAGAGUUGAGUUCCUUCUCAAUGUGAAUUUAUGUACAAACCAUUUAUUUAAAUUUAGGACAAAUUAUCAUUUA
Molecule: messenger RNA, 1267 nt
Organism: Cucumis melo (muskmelon)
Lineage: Eukaryota; Viridiplantae; Streptophyta; Magnoliopsida; Cucurbitales; Cucurbitaceae
Product: auxin-responsive protein SAUR36-like
Exons: 1
Coding region: 572-1081 (169 amino acids)
Biological process (GO): response to auxin
Source: RefSeq, a predicted model, not a curated record